AGUGGCGGCGGCGGCGGCGGAGGCGCCAUGGAGGCUCUGGCCGUCACGGCGCGGCUCUGCGGGCCGGAGCUGGAGCGCUACGGGCGCUGCGUGGCCGCGAGCCCCGGGAGCUGGCACCGGGAUUGUCACCGGCUGCGGGACAGCGUCACCCGCUGCGCCUCCAACCACCCCCUGGUGCGGCGGAUCCGCCGGGAUUGCUCCGAUUCCUUCGGGGCCUUCGAGCGCUGCGUGCGGGAGCAGCCGGGGAACGCGGCCGCCUGCGGGGCCCGCGCCAGCGCCUUCCUGCUCUGCGCCGAGGCCGUCACCGCUGCCGGCCCCGGGGACACCGCCGGGGACACCCCCGAUGGCCCCUCGGGUGCCACCCCCAGGGACACCCCCGGGGGCACCUCCGGAGAGAAUCCCUGGAAUUAAAACUCCUCCAGGAAUGCCGGGAAAGCCUCGGAACCUUCCGGAAUCUCCUCCCAAGAAAUCCUCGGAUUUUCCCCCUGGAAAAGGAGCCCUGGGGUGGGGGCACGGCCCCGCUCCCCCUUUCCCUGGGGAUUCCCAGCGUUUUAUCCCAAAGAAUUUGGCAAAUAAAAAAUUCCAGUGGGAUCCGCCCGGGAAUCUUCGGGAUGGGACCCAAAAAUCGG
Messenger RNA from Corvus hawaiiensis (hawaiian crow), 629 nucleotides. It is a transcript of the gene CHCHD5, whose product is annotated as coiled-coil-helix-coiled-coil-helix domain containing 5. Lineage: Eukaryota; Metazoa; Chordata; Aves; Passeriformes; Corvidae. The record is from RefSeq and is a predicted model, not a curated record. Bases 28 to 411 code for a protein of 127 amino acids. The transcript is spliced from 4 exons.